Molecule: messenger RNA, 1134 nt
Organism: Rotaria sordida
Lineage: Eukaryota; Metazoa; Rotifera; Eurotatoria; Philodinida; Philodinidae
Source: the annotation of a GenBank genome assembly
AUGGGUAACAUACAAUCCGAUUUUGAAAAAGUGGGUGAUGCCUUUAAAGAAGCUGGACAACAGAUAGAAAAUGGAUUUAAGGUGGUUGGAAAUGGUGUAGUUAACGUAACAAGGACAGCAGUUGAAGGCACGGUGGACACAGCAAAUACAGUCGCCGAUGGUACAGUUAUGGUUGCAACAAUUAUUGGUGAUAGUUUAGGAGGAUUUACCGAUGAAUAUGAGAAAACAUAUGAAAAUGUUAGUCAUUUUUCAUUGGCACCAUCCUUCGGAGCAAAUCUGACGUCCGACUCUUGCUCUGCUAUGGAUAAAUAUUUAUUAGCCGCAAUUGGUGAAACAUUUUUUCAUACGGUUAAUAACAAACAAUCUUCCUCAUGGGAUGAAACAUUGCAACUGAUGUCAACAAAUAAAUAUUUACAAGAAACUUCAUCGCAGUCAAAAUCAAGUACAUUUGAUAAUGGUAGUACAGAAGUAUUUAAAUCGGGUCAGUCCGUUGAUGAAAUAAUGGUCGGUCAAAUGUGUUCAUGGUUUCGCAAUUUUAUUGGCGAUAGUGAUAUUUUAGAUAGUCUUCAUUUGGAUAUUAAUUCAAUCGCACGAGUUGCAUCAACAAAAGGUACAUCCAAACCGAAAAGUUUAGCAUCAGCUAUCCGUCGACAUGAGCGUUAUGAAAAAACAAUAGUUGAUAUUGGUUUACUGGAAUUUCCAGAUGUAUCGAAACCCUAUUUUACAUUGUACAGAAUACAGUUAACAUCAUGGUCAGAUUCUACAAGAACAAUGUUUGUCGAAGAAAAUUCAAAUGGUAUUACUUCUGAUUUAACAAUAAAAACGUAUAAACCAAAUGUAGAAUUUAUGCAAACAAUAGCACAUGAUGUUCUUCAAACCGCAAUAGCAGAAGCUGAAAAUCUAUUCUCUUCAGCAAAACCACGUCAAAAUGUUACUGAUUACGGUUAUGACGAUCGGUUUCAUGCUUGGGUUGAUGUUCAAGGUCUAGGUAUUCGGAAUGAUUAUGCACGUUACGUUGGUCCAGGCAAUGAACAUCAGUUUGUGUGGUUAUCGGUAGCGCUGGCUGGCUCUUCUGACCCGUAUACACCACCAGGAAUGUACAAAGAAGAGAAUGGCAUUGUUACACGUAAUUAA